GCCCCAGGUAUAUGAGCGUUUGGGAAAGUGUAGGACACCUUCCAGACCAGACCAAAGUGGCCCGCAAGAGAACUGGACCUAGCCCUGUAGUGAAGACUGUAACUCAAACAUGGCUGACAAGCAGAUGGAGAAGGAAAUGCCCAACGGUGUAAAUCAGAUGGAAGAAAACCAGACUGAUGAUGAGAGACCCAAAUGGGACAACAAAGUUCAGUACCUCCUCACCUGCAUUGGAUUUGCUGUGGGUCUUGGCAAUGUGUGGCGAUUCCCCUACUUAUGUCAGGUUUAUGGAGGAGGUGCUUUCCUGAUCCCUUACCUGAUUGCACUGGUAUUUGAGGGACUGCCCCUCUUACACCUGGAGCUUGCUAUUGGACAGCGGUUGCGCAUGGGAAGUGUCGGUGUCUGGAAUUCCAUUUCACCCUACCUUGGGGGUGUAGGUAUAGCGUCCUUGAUAGUUUCCUUCCUAGUAGGUCUUUUUUACAACACCAUCCUGGCCUGGGUACUGUGGUACUUUUUCCAUUCAUUUCAAGAUCCUCUUCCCUGGAGAGAUUGUCCUGUCAACCUUAACCGAACGGGGUAUGUGACAGAGUGUGAGGAAAGCACGCCUGUGAACUACUUCUGGUAUCGUGAGACUCUGAACAUCACGCCCAACAUCGAGACUAGCGGCUCGGUGCAGUGGUGGUUAGUGGUGUGUCUGGCCACCGCCUGGUGCCUCGUCUAUAUCUGCUUUAUCCGUGGCAUCGAGACCAUUGGCAAGGCAGUGUACAUCACAGCCACAUUCCCCUACCUUGUCCUCACUAUUUUCCUGGUCAGGGCUCUGACCUUGCCUGGCGCUACAGAGGGCUUGAUCUACCUCUUCACACCAAAUUGGGAGACACUGAAAGAUCCAAAGGUGUGGCUGGACGCUGCGACUCAGAUCUUCUUCUCCCUGUCCCUGGCUUUUGGUGGCCUCAUCGCUUUCUCCAGCUACAACCCUCAGAAAAACAAUUGCGAACGAGAUGCUCUGAUCGUCGGAAUCAUAAAUAGUGCCACCUCCAUCUACGCCUCCAUUCCUAUAUUUGCUAUUCUUGGGUUCAAGGCAAAUUCUAACUUCAAUGACUGUAUAAAUCAAAAUGUCCUGUCUCUGACGAAUGCGUUUAGCAUUGGGGAUAAGAACAUAACGAUGCAAAACUAUGACCUUUGGCUGGAACAGCUAAAUACAACAGAUCCUGAAAAAGUAGCAGAUCUUCAACUGCGUACCUGUGAUCUGCAAACCUUUCUGGAUCAGAGUGCGUCAGGGACAGGCCUGGCCUUCAUUGUGUUCACAGAGGCAGUCAUCAAUAUGCCGGGCUCACAGGUGUGGGCUGUGCUCUUCUUCGUCAUGCUCUUCAGUCUGGGUCUGUCCUCCAUGUUUGGAAACCUAGAGGGUGUCCUCACCCCUCUGCUGGACCUACAUAUGGUGCCCAGCUGUAUUCCUAAAGAGAUUUUCACAGGACUGAUGUGCCUCGUCUCCUUCGCCGUGGCCCUGAUCUUCACACUGGGCUCAGGAAACUACUGGCUGGAGAUUUUCAACACCUAUGUGGGGUCUUUGCCCCUGCUCAUCAUAGCCUUCUUUGAGAUCAUCGGUGUGGUUUACAUUUACGGGAUUGGCAGGUUCAAUGAUGACAUUGAGUGGAUGACGGGGAAGAGACCCAACCUUUACUGGCAGGUCACAUGGAGGGUUAUCAGCCCCCUGAUGUUGCUGGUGGUCUUCCUGGCAUACAUUGUGGUCCAGGCUAGCACAUGGCCCACAUAUCCUGCGUGGAACCCAGGCUAUGUCGACUUUCCAAACUAUGAUGUUCAGCCCUACCCAGGUUGGGUGUUUGGGAUCUGCAUUCUGCUGUCCACCAUCUCUUGUAUCUUCAUACCCAUCGUCGCUCUCUACAGGUUCAUCGGUUUCUUGCGAAGACGUGUCAGUGGCGGGUCCUAUGAUAACCAUGGCUAUGUAGAAGACACUGCCACGGUUAAAUAUUUUUAAUCCCUUCACUGCGUGAGGACAGUGUAUAUACUUUAAUACCAUAUGCACAAAACAAUGUAAAGUGGCUGUGUAGCAAUGUUUCUAAGGAACAGGUAACAAGCAUGAAGGCUCUGGUAAAAAUUCUAGGUGGCACUGUACUGUUGCAGCGUGAUGUACUUAAACUGCAUUGCUGCAGUUGCUAUUCAACUUACAUAGCCCUGAAUUGGCAGAGUAUGUGUUACAUAUAAAGUAGAUUCAUUAUGGGAGAUUAAAAUAAAUCCUCAGGUUUAAUUGGCUUGGCGUUCCUCCUUUUUGCACCUCAACCGAUGUGUGGUGAGUGUUCUGGCACCAAAAGGCUGCUGUGCAUCACAUAUGUGAGUGGUAGACAUUGAUGAUGGCUUGACUUAUCUGCUAGACUGUGAAUAGAUUUGAGAAUGAAAGUGCUGUGUUAUGUAAAUGCGUUAUCUCAAGAUAAAUUCUUUUUCUAGCCCCAAAAUAUAUGUAAUAUAUUAAUUACAAUAAAAUUAAAUAUUGUAAUUACAUAUAUUUAUAUAUCUGUUGAUUUUUCCAUCUCAGCGACAUUAUAGCAAAAAUGUAUUAAUAAUUCUAAAUUAAAUGGAAGCUCAAAUGGUUUAAAAAGGGGAACUGCAUUUGUUAACAAUAAAAAAGGUUCUGUGUGUUGUAAUGGACAUACGCAUGUAAAUGAAUGACAUAAAUGACACAAUUUAUGAUACUGUCAUUGUUUCAUCGUGCUCAGAUUUUGUCUGGAUUGCUUUUGCUGUUGAUGUGUCUCCCUGUCAUGGCUGAUUUAUAAGUUCCUUGCCAAUUACUAUUGUUCCUCACACCAGAAAAGUUUUAUUAUUUUGUUUGUGUAUCUGCCAUUACGUAAGAGGCACUGGUUAUACCUUGAUAUUAAAGAGAGUCAGUGUGUAAUAACAUUUUUCAUAUAUAACAGUAUGAACAUGAAUAGAACUUAUUUUUUCAAAAAUAAAAACCCGCAUUCAUACAAUA
Anguilla rostrata (American eel) is the source of this 2983-nucleotide messenger RNA. It is a transcript of the gene slc6a18, whose product is annotated as solute carrier family 6 member 18. The record is from RefSeq and is a predicted model, not a curated record. Gene Ontology annotation, biological process: sodium ion transmembrane transport. The coding region runs from base 110 to 1993 and encodes 627 amino acids. NCBI's taxonomy places the organism in Eukaryota, Metazoa, Chordata, Actinopteri, Anguilliformes, Anguillidae. The transcript has 12 exons. Gene Ontology annotation, cellular component: plasma membrane.